This is a messenger RNA of Chiloscyllium plagiosum (whitespotted bambooshark), 8312 nucleotides long. The record is from RefSeq and is a predicted model, not a curated record. NCBI's taxonomy places the organism in Eukaryota, Metazoa, Chordata, Chondrichthyes, Orectolobiformes, Hemiscylliidae.
CUGCCUCGGCUACGGUGCAGGCCGCGCCGGGAUCCCAGCGAGGGGGGACAAGGCUUGAUCUCCGUGUUCGGCGGUUCCUGGAGCGGGAAAAUACAUGUCCCGAGCAUGGGGGAGAACCAGGAUGUCACUCUUGCUGGGACAAAAAGGUUCAUUCGCAUGGAACUUUAUGGAGAACUAAACUGUACAGACUGUGUUGAGGGAAGGAGUUACUAAUGGCUGGCCAGGACACAAGCCCGCAAGAGGAGGACAGCCCGCAGGAGAGCCCUCAAGAGAGAGGCAUUGUGCAGGUCUGGAUGGCAUGUGGUCUCUCUGGGAUCCCCAAGCAGCUGCCUGGUCUUGGUGGCAAGGUGGUGUUACAGGCUUCUCUGGGAGCAGAACAUGGCGUACUCUUGACAGAAGAUGGCAAUAUCUACAGCUUUGGACGCCUUCCACGGGGACUGGAUUGUGAGGCUAGUCAGUCAACAGGCCCAAUGCUGGAGCAGGCCUUGGCUGGUUUGCACGUGGUUAGUGUGGCAGCUGGUAGCUAUCACAGCGGGGCAGUAACCGAGGAUGGAGCCGUAUACAUGUGGGGAGAGAACUCAUCCUGCCAGUGUGCAGUCCAGGGUCAAAGCCAGAUCCCGACACCCACCCUGGUCACGAUAUCAGACUCUGAAACCAGCCCCCCAGAGCUGGUCAAGACAGUGCAGCUGGCCUGUGGAGAACAGCACACCUUGGCUCUGUCAUCACGGCGGGAGAUCUGGGCCUGGGGCAGCGGCUGCCAACUCGGACUCGUCACAGCCACUUUACCCGUGGCAAAGCCUCAGAAGCUGGAGCACCUGGCUGGCCGAGCAGUGAUGCAAAUUGCUUGUGGUGCCCACCACAGCCUGGCACUGGUUCAAAGGCCUUCGCCCCAUGAGAAGAAGCAGAACUCGGAAAAAUGCCACCACUGCCACCAGCUGCUGCUGACCAUGAUGGACAAGGAAGAUCACGUGAUCAUCUCAGAUAGUCACUACUGUCCACUGGGCAUGGCACUGUCCAACUCAGAACGCAAGAACUCUGCCCAAACUCCUAAUCACCACUGCUCCCCAUCUGAGCAACUCCCUUACAAUCAUGGAGCAGACACGGACAGCUCUGAACUGCCCCAGCCAGUGCAUCCUGAGCACUUCCCAAGUGAUACUGACAAAGCAGAGCCAGAAAAAUGUCCUGAUAGCUCUGAAGCAGGUGAACCUUCCAGCUUGCAGCAGGAGCCCGAUGGAGUACUAAACCACACAAAACCCAGGAGUUCACAGUACCCCGAUGAGGAGGCAGUAAAGGCAUACCUCAGAAAACUGUCUGACAUCUCCCAGUCGGACCCCUCCACAAAAAGCAUGCACCCUCCCAACCUGCCGCCUUUAUCCACAUCUGAGGACACCCCACCCAGCAGUCCUUCCUCUGCAGCACCUUCAACGCUCAAUAACCUGGUUGUCUCCUGCGCCUCGGUUGUUGGCGAGAGAGUAGCUGCCACCUAUGAGGCCCUUUCACUCAGAAAAGUAGUGAACUACUAUUACCCAUCUCAGGGUACUGUUGGCAGCCCAGCCAGUGGUGGAAUCCAGCACAAGGAGACCAGGAAGGAACUGGUGAAAAUGGAAGAGACCAUGCCCGACAAAAAGAGCUUCAGCCUGGGGGAUAUACGGGAGGAAGACUCGGAGGGCUUUUGUCGUCGGCUCUCUCUGCCAGAUCUUCUAUCCCAAGUUUCCCCAAGACUUCUCAGAAGAGCAGGACGUGCAAGAAUUCGAUCAGUGAGCCUGACCCCAACGCCUGGGAGUGAGGUAGCUGCACACCUUCCUUCCUUACAGACGGAGUUAUGGAGCUGGGGACGAGGCAAAGAGGGUCAACUGGGUCAUGGAGAUGUCCUUCCCAGACUUCAACCCCUGUGCAUCAAGAGCCUGAGCAAUAAAGAAGUGGUCCAGGUGGUGGCUGGUGCAUAUCACUCAUUGGCUUUAACUGCUAGGUCACAGGUAUAUUCAUGGGGCAGCAACACCCAUGGACAACUUGGCCACACAGAGUCACCCACCAUCAUGCCUCGCCUAGUCAAGUUUCCAGAGGGUGUCCGUGUGUGGGAUAUAGCAGCAGGACAAGAACAUUCCCUUUUUUUGACCGAUGGUGAAUCCUUCCAGUCCAAUGUCUAUUACAGUGGACAACAAGUGUCGCAAGAGACCAGGACCACUGAAUGUGGUCACUCAUGCACCCAGAAACCAAUGCUUCUAGCAGACUGUAGUAAGAUUGGAUACAUAAACAGCCUGGUUGCAGGGGGACAGAUGUGCCUGGAGCUCUCAGACAGGAACGUAAUGGGCUACAUUGCUAGCUUACAUGAACUGGCAUCAUCAGAGAGGCGAUUCCAUUGCAAGCUGAGUGACGUGAAAAAUCAGAUACUCAAACCCCUGCUGGGUUUAGAUAACCUAUCUUCCACUUUGGGUUCGACUUUGAGCCAGUUACUACAGGACACAGCCAGCAAAUAUAGCAAACUGUGCUACCUGAUUGGACAGCACACAGUCACCUUAAAUAAGUUCCUUCACACCUCAAAGGAUGUCAAAACACUCGCCAUGUUGGAGCACACAAACAUCUUCCUGGACACGUUCAAAGAGUACUCAAACUCGGUCGGGAAUCUUUUGGUGGUUGGUGGUUUUCAAGCACUGGCCAAGCCAACAGUUGAGCUCUUCAACAAAAGCCUGCAAACCCUCCUGCAGUUAGCUGAAGUGACGGAUGAGAGUGUCCAUGCUGCUGACCUCUUGCACACCCUCUUUUACAUGCCCACAAGGCACCUGCAUGAAUAUGCCUGUCUGCUGCUCAAACUUGCAACUUGUUUUGAGGUGGUCUCCAAAGAAUACUACAAGCUGCAGGAAGUCAGCUGUCAGUGUGAAGCCCUUGGCCUGUACUUAAAGAAAAAGCGCAAAGAAGCAGAAUACACCUACAAUUUCUGGAAAACAUUUCCAGGGAAAAUGACGGCUUUUCUGACGAGACAUUUUUCCACUGAUUCACUGAGGAAGCCAGAGCGACGCCUCAUAUGUGAGAGCAGCAACAGGGCACUCACACUGCAACAUGCUGGCAGAUUCUCCAUUAAUUGGUUUAUCCUCUUCAAUGAUGCACUAGUCCACGCUCAGUUUUCGACGCACCACAUAUUUCCUCUCGUGACACUUUGGGUAGAGCCUCACAUUGAAGAAGGCAGCAACCCGAAUUCCCUGAAAAUAACCACAGCUGAAGAACAGUUCAUCCUCACUGCGGUGUCACCUCAGGAGAAGACCAAAUGGUUAAGAGCAAUUAACCAAGCUGUGGACCAGGCACUGAGUGGUGCUGAGGACUACCUGCCCCCUGGACCAGGGAAUGCCACACGAUCAGAACCCCCAGUCUCGCGUACGGCCAGUUACACCUUCUACAAGGACCCACGACUGAAGGAGGCAAUUUACGAGGGUCGCUGGUUGGCUGGAAAACCACACGGCAAGGGUGUGCUGCAGUGGCCUGAUGGGAGAAUGUACACUGGUGACUUCAGAAAUGGGUUAGAGGAUGGGUAUGGAGAGUACAUCUUACCCAACAAAGCGAUGAAGAAAAACGAUCACUAUCAAGGCCACUGGAGAGAAGGCAAGAUGCAAGGCCAUGGAAUCUACAAAUAUGCCACAGGAGAGGUGUAUGAAGGCUGUUUCCAAGACAACAUGCGCCAUGGUCACGGCUUACUCCGCAGUGGCAAAUUGACAUCGUCUUCCCCCAGCAUGUUCAUCGGACAAUGGGCACAGGACAAAAAAAUGGGCUAUGGUGUGUUUGAUGACAUCACUAGAACGCCCGCCAUCAAACGUCCUCCCCCCGCCAGGAGGGUGGGAUGGUCCUGGCCGUGGACGUCCCAGGCGCCAUCUUCAGCGCACCUCAGUGACCAGCCAGCUGGAGGCACAGGAGGUGAGAAGUACAUGGGCAUGUGGUUGGAUGAUAUCCGCCAUGGCAAUGGAGUUGUGGUCACUCAGUUUGGCCUGUACUACGAGGGUGCGUUCAGCAACAAUAAAAUGAUGGGCUCUGGUAUCCUGCUUUCCGAGGAUGACACCAGCUUUGAAGGAGAGUUCUCAGAUGACUGGAUCUUAAAUGGAAAGGGAAUCCUGACCAUGCAAAAUGGUGACUACUUUGAAGGAACUUUCAAUGGAGAGUGGGGUGCAGGGAUUAAAGUUGCGGGGACAUACUUCAAACCUAACUUAUAUGAGUCCGACAGUGAGAAAUCGCGUGUGCUGAAGUUGGGUAAACUUGCAGUGCACCCUGAUGAGAAAUGGAAGGCCGUGUUUGAUGAGUGUUGGAGUCAGCUUGGCUGUGAAGCUGCUGGGCAGGGUGAUGUCCUGAAGGCUUGGGAUAACAUUGCAGUUUGUCUCACCACAAGCAGACGGCAGCACAAGGACAGCCCCGAUUUCAGGAGUCGAUCCCACACACAAACGUUGGAGAGUUUGGAAGUUAUCCCUCAGAUUGUUGGCCCCAUCACGAUGGAUAAAUACGAGACCAUCCGGAAAUAUUUAAUAAAGGCAUGUGACACCCCUCUACACCCACUGGGGAAACUGCUGGAGACACUGGUGGCAGUGUACAGGAUGACCUACGUGGGAGUGGGUGCAAAUCGCCGAUUACUGCAGCAAGCUGUCAACGAAAUCAAAUCUUACCUAACUCGCAUCUUCCAACUGGUCAGAUUUCUCUUCCCAUUCCUCCCAGAUGGAGACAGUCUAACCCCAGGAGCACACGAUGAUGAAGAGGUUGACAGCGAGGAAGGGGAUUUACUUAGCCAAGGGGUCCCAGUGGUUACGAGCUGUGGCUUGCUCCUUCCAGUCCUGUUACCCCGGCUCUAUCCACCUCUCUUUACACUCUACGCUCUGGACAAUGAGAGGGAGGAAGAUGUUUACUGGGAGUGUGUGCUCCGACUCAACAAGCAACCAGAUCUGUCCCUACUUGGUUUCCUGGGAGUACAGAAGAAGUUUUGGCCUGUCACUGUCUGUCUACUUGGAGAGAAGAUGGAGGUACAAUCCAUCACAAAGGAUGUUUGCUACGCUUCUGCUAUUGAAAGUUUACAGCAGAUCAGCACAACCUUCACACCAGCUGACAAGCUGAAUGUUAUCCAGCAGACCUUUGAGGAGAUCACACAGGAGGUCCUGACAAUGCUGCAAGAAGACUUUCUUUGGUCCAUGGAUGAUCUCUUCCCUGUCUUCCUGUACGUGGUGCUUCGAGCAAGGAUCAGGAAUUUGGGCUCAGAGGUUCAUCUGAUUGAAGAUCUGAUGGAUCCUUCAGUACAGCACGGAGAACAGGGGAUCAUGUUCACCACCCUGAAGGCCUGCUAUUAUCAAAUUCAACAUGAGAAGCUAACAUAGGAGAACACAGACCUUUCCUCUCCAUUCCCUUCCUCUGACUCAAAUGAACUGUGCAACAUUUGGAUGGCUGGCCUGUGGAUGCAGAUGUGGUGCAUUCGAGCACCCAGUUAGAGACAAGCCCGUUUUGGUCUUGACCGUGUUCUGUCACUCCCACUCACUCCCAAGAUCUCUCACUGAGUUGUUCUCAUUCAGAUGCUCAUUCUGCUCAUCUCUCUUCCCUGCCUUGCAAACUCAUUCACCCACCUUCCUUACCUUCCUUGCACACACAUUUGCUCAGCCUCCCUCAUUUGCUUCCAACCUCCCGUGCACCUGAAUACUUUUGCCUGGGUGUACACUCCCACAGUGACGGAAUUUGACCUGAAAAGUUUUAAAUCUGAACAACUGAGGUUAACUUUACAGCUUAUUUCACAUGAAAUGUAUUUAUAUGGUGUUUCAUUGGAUAACAAAAGAAAAUUGGUUAGGACUUAUCCUAGAGUAACAAUGCACCAGAAUCAAGAAAUGAAAUGACUGACAAUGUAUUUGUGUUGUUACAGAAUAGACUAAUUGGAAAGUGAGUACAGAGAACUGUUCCAGUAUUUGGGGACAUAAUUCUGUCUGCUAUUACACUGAAUAUUAGGGAUAUGUGGCACUGCUAUUUCUCAGUCUCCUGGAACCCCCUCAUUUCAUCUGUUGAAUAGGGACAGAGACGGGGGGACAUUACGCCUGCACACUUUAGGAGUUCAGGGAAGACAACAAUGUAAUGGCAAGUCAAUAUCAAACGUUAAUGAGACCACAAUUGGAGAAGUGUGUACAGUUUCUGAGCUCCACACUACAGGAAGGAUGUUGAGACAUUUGUGAAUUAGCUUCAUUAGGAAGCUGUGUGGUUUGGUGAAUUGACAAAACUUGAAAAAUCAGAACUAUUUUCAUUAGAACAGAAGAUGGGCGAGGUUAGAGACUGUAUCCAAUAGUUGCUCUGGUAUGGAAUGAUGUGGGCAGUGGGGGAGACUGUCACAGAGGAAUCAUGGUAAGUACAUGGUUCAGCAUCAAAAAAGGUGUAGGAUUAUAUAAGAUAUUUUGGAAAAGUAACAAGCAGUCUUAGAAGAUUGUGAGGCUGUGAAAUUCACCUAAUAAAUUAAUGGGGAGCCUUGUUAUUUCCAUUAGUUUCUACAAAUUCCAGUUGUUUUUAUUUGUAGUUGUGACUGGUUGGUUGAGUUGGGACCUCCUUCUGCCCAUGGUUUCUGAUCUUCAUUAUUCUUCCCCUUCAUUGCUUUGAGCACAUAUAGGGAAUCAUGGGUAAUAAUUGUAAAAGAGAUUUGAAACCCUGUCCCACUUGGAUUCACCUCAAACCCUCUUUGUUUUGCCCACUAAACAAAGCUGUGGCGCUUUUGGGGGCUUCGUUGUUCAAAGGGCGUUUUGAUUAAUUCCAGAUGUCAGUUGCCACUUUUUCAUUGUGUUGACACCAGCUGAGGUUCGAUUUCUUUUCAUAUUCCUGCUUUUUCUUUAGCCAUUUUCAGAAUCAUCAAACGUGUGUCUUCCUGAGUCAUCUGUACAAAUUCACUUGAUAAUUCUGAAAUUCCUCUAUCUGCUCUAAAAUUCCAGUUUUGCCUCAUUUUUAGAUUUCCCCCUCAGUGUCUGUGUCAGUGUCUGAAAACCAGUGAUCUCUUUCCUGUGACUGGCCAUCUGACCUCCACACACUACUCCAAAUGUGAUUGAUCAGUGUCUAAUGCAGUCACUUGACACGUAAAUGUGGAAUAUAGAUCUAAAGUAAAAGGUGCAGUACUGGAAAUGUAUUGCUCUGUCCCUCGUACUCUCUGAGGUAUCCGAUUUCCCUGAGAUGGAUGGGGAUAGCGCUGACCCCCUCAAGGUCACAGCUCUUCUUGAGGUACCUCUGCACUGCAAACCCGUGUACAUUUUGUGAUUGUCCAGGAAUCAUGUGAUUUCAGCCUCCGCUAGGGGAACAGGGUAUCUGCUGUGUGCAGAUGGAGAUAGGAACGUGAGAAGGUUAAAUUCCCCUCUGGGAUGACAGGCUGCCUAAAGUGUUUCAAUAUAAACUGGCUUCCCAUUGAGAGUAGGUUGUGUUCUCUUGUGAUCUGCGUGCAUGUUGAGUUGUGAUAGGGAACACCAAAUGAUUCUCCCACUCUUUAUUUAAGUGCCCUGUCAGUGAGAGACAUGGGAUGUGGAAUCUUUGCUUAAGGAUAGGCUCGAAGGGCAGUGUGGGUGACUUAUACAUAAUAUAAGGCCAUUUUGCCUGUUUAAACUUCCUGCACAGAUUGCUUCCCACCUGCUGUCUGCAUUUCUGAUGGCCAGUCAUUGCUUGAGGUCUGUAGGACAUUUUAAUGAUUAAUUCCUGUAAUAUUUUGCUCCUCUCCACUUCUGCCUCCCAAGCUGUAUUUUCUAUAAUCCUGUUAACCCUUUGAUAAAUGGGCCAGAGCACUGAAGAAUCAUUGUUGUAACUCUUUCACUGGCUGUGGGGUUCAGUGGGUAGCUUAUUCACCUCAGAGCCUUAAGUUUAAGGGUCACACCCCGCACCGGAGUCCAUGAGCCAGGUUGACACUCUGGUUCUGAGGGAGUGUUGCACUCCUGGAAGUGCCAUCUUUCAGUUGAGACAUAAUGAGAAGAUGGUCCCAAAGACUGAGUCAGAUAAUUAAAAGAAAGUCCCUCAAUAAUUUGAUCAGGACAUGCAAGUAAUUCUGAAGCACAUGAAGAAUCUCAGGGUCAUGAACCCUGCCUUUGAUACUGCUGCAUUGAGAGUGCUUUACAGAUUCUGUCCUGUCAAAUAUUGUCACACUCGUAUUGCAGUAUUCUAUUUAUUAAUAAAAGGUUUAAUAUUUUGUAGUCUUGUGAAAACAUUGAAGAGAUUGAAUAUAAAUCUAAAAUGUGUACAGAGAAUUGUUUUAAAACUGACAUUGUAUAUUGUGUUUCACAGUAUAUUGGAUUAUUGUGAUCCACAAUGGCUGCAAUAAAGUGGAACUCGCGCCUCCUCAGGCACCUUUA